Messenger RNA from Durio zibethinus, 1386 nucleotides. NCBI's taxonomy places the organism in Eukaryota, Viridiplantae, Streptophyta, Magnoliopsida, Malvales, Malvaceae. The record is from RefSeq and is a predicted model, not a curated record.
CUCGGUUUAAUCCGGUUCAUUUGUAACUUAACUCGAUGGCCAAGCUUAUUCCUGAAUGGGCUUGGUUCCGCAAGUCAAAGCUUGUAGCUUUGUACAGACUACAGUGUCAAGUGUUUGACACCACGCCAUCGUAGAUUCGGACACGACACGACGCGAGAGAACAAGAAGAAGAACAGGAACUCACAGUAUACAGAAGAUCGAAAAUGGAAGAAAUCAACCUUAAUCAAACAAUCCGUUGCAUCGUCAAACUUGGAGGUUCAGCAAUCACUUGUAAGAAUGAGUUGGAGAAGAUCAAUGAAGAGAAUCUUGAAACAGUUUCAUCCCAGUUGAGGCAAGCAAUGAUUCUGGAUUCUUGUUCAAAGAAGGUUAUUGGGAUGGAUUGGAGUAAGAGAGAUGGCGUUUUGGACGUUUCUUCUAGUUUAGGUGAUUUUGGUGAUCAGGGUCAGUUCACCGUGGAUUUCAGUAGAUUUGUCGUUGUGCACGGUGCAGGUUCUUUUGGGCAUUUUCAGGCUAGCAAAUCUGGGGUUCAUAAAGGAGGAUUGAAGCAACCUCUAGUCAAGGCUGGUUUUGUCGCAACGCGAAUUUCUGUCACAACCCUUAAUCUUGAAAUUGUCAGAGCGCUAGCUAGAGAGGGUAUUCCUUCUAUCGGCAUGCCUCCAUAUACAUGUGGAUGGUCAACCUCUGAACGAAAUGUAGCUUCUGCUGAUUUGUCAGGGGUGGCCAAAGCAAUAGACUCAGGCUUUAUCCCUGUUUUACAUGGAGAUGCAGUACUUGAUGAGCUUCUGGGAUGCACCAUUUUGAGUGGAGAUGUUAUAAUUCGUCAUCUGGCAGAGCACCUGAGGCCUGAAUAUGUCGUCUUUCUUACUGAUGUUUUGGGUGUAUAUGACCGUCCACCAACCGAUCCGAAUGCAGUUCUUUUGAGAGAAAUCGCCGUGGAUGAAGAUGGGAAGUGGUCUGUUGUGAACCCAACUCUUGAAAGCAUGAAUAAGCAAGUUGAGAUAACUGUAGCAGGCCAUGAUACAACUGGGGGAAUGGCUACCAAAAUAUCUGAAGCUGCACUGAUUGCAAAGCUAGGAAUUGACGUUUAUAUAGUCAAGGCGGCCACAAGCCACUCAUUGAGAGCGUUGAGUGGGGAACUGAGACGUAACGUACCAGACGACUGGCUUGGGACGAUCAUCCGGUUUUCAAGAUAGGAAAUAUUUGACCGUAAAGAAUCAUGUAAUCCAAUGCAUUGGAUUGGGACUAAGAAACAUCAUUUUCACCUCGUACUAGUCAAAAUUUCUCCCCUUAACGUUCCAAGUUUCCAAUUCCACGGCUAUGGCACGAUCAUUCCGCGUCCUGCAUUUGCUGGGUUAGUUUGCUGCAUCAAAGCAAUUCACCAUGCAU